Messenger RNA from Penicillium lagena, 1341 nucleotides. RefSeq names its product SUN domain-containing protein. Bases 1 to 1341 code for a protein of 446 amino acids. The transcript is spliced from 2 exons. The record is from RefSeq and is a predicted model, not a curated record. Lineage: Eukaryota; Fungi; Ascomycota; Eurotiomycetes; Eurotiales; Aspergillaceae.
AUGAAGUUUGAGAUCACAUCAUCCGGCGCCGCUGCGCUGGUUGCACUCAUUGCUGGUGCCGAGGCUGCCCAACACGGUCAUCACCACCACCAACAUCACCAUGAGGUUCGCUCCGUUCCCGAGGUCGGCACAACACUGGUGAAGAAGAGCGGGCAAUGUCAAUUCCCCACGGAUGCUGGUCUGGUUGCCAUCACCCCCAGUGAGGAGAAUGCCGGAUGGGCCAUGAGCCCUAACCAGCCCUGCACGCCGGGCAGCUACUGCCCGUACGCUUGUCCCGCUGGUCAAGUGUCGAUGCAGUGGGAUCCGGAGGCGACCUCGUAUACCUAUCCUCUUUCGAUGAACGGUGGACUCUAUUGUAACGAGAACGGAGAGAUCGAGAAGCCCUUCCCCAGUCGACCAUACUGUGAGGACGGCACUGGUGCGGUGUCGGUCAUCAACAAGGCUGGCGCCCCUGUGGCCUUCUGCCAGACUGUGCUCCCUGGAAAUGAGGCCAUGUUGAUCCCAACUCUGGUUGAGGACGUGGCCACUCUCGCUGUGCCCGGUGAAUCGUACUGGUGCGGGACCGCUGCGCAGUACUACGUCAACGCCCCUGGCGUCCCGGCCGAGAUCGGCUGUGUCUGGGGUACAUCUUCCAACCCGAUCGGUAACUGGUCCCCGUACACUGUCGGCGCCAACACUGUCGCCGAUGGCAGCACCUACGUGAAGCUCGGCUGGAACCCUAUCUACCUGCAGCCCAGCACGCCGUUCCGCAGCGUGAUGCCUGAUUGGGGUAUUUCCAUUGAGUGUGAGGGUGACGGUUGCAAUGGUAUUCCAUGCUCCAUUGAUCCGUCGGUCAUCACCACCGUCAACGAUAUGCUUGGUGACGCCGUCACUGGUGCUGGCGGUGCGACGGGCUGCACGGUGUACGUUCCUGCUGGCUCGAAGGCCAACUUCAUUGUCCACCGGAAGGGUGACGAUGCUGGGCCGCUUCCCUCCAGCAGCGCGGACCCUGUGGAGACUCCUACUCCUACUCCCACCUCCACGGAGACUCCUACGGAGACUGCAACCUCCGCCUCCACUGACGAAUCAAACUCGAGCUCGACUACUACCUCGAUGUACAGCAACUUUUCAAGCAUUGGCGCGCCCAUGCCCAGCCAAUCUAUGACCAUGGAAUACAAGCCCCAUGUGCUGCAGCCGACUGGCCCCGCUCAGAUCACCCCUGCCGGGUCGAGCUCGGGCUCGGACUCGAGCUCCACCGCUGCAUCACCCUCGGCCACCGGCAACAGUGCCGCGAGCGCCACAAUCUCCAAGCUGAGCCUGGGGCUCGGAGCUGUGGUCGCCGGUGUGUUUAUGAACCUUUAA